Molecule: messenger RNA, 2538 nt
Organism: Panicum hallii
Lineage: Eukaryota; Viridiplantae; Streptophyta; Magnoliopsida; Poales; Poaceae
Product: DNA-binding protein RHL1
Exons: 11
Coding region: 1123-2304 (393 amino acids)
Biological process (GO): DNA endoreduplication
Molecular function (GO): DNA binding
Source: RefSeq, a predicted model, not a curated record
CCUCGUCAACCAAGCAAUUGCUGACUUGCUGUGCAGUGCAAUGCAGGGCAAUGACUUCCUUCCAUCACCUAUUGCAGUUUUCAUCAUGUGCUAUUCAGCUCCAAUCCAAUCCUUGUGGACCUCAAAACUUUCAACUGCCUGCCCUUUUUCCCUUCAAAAGAAAUCAGUCAGUUGCCUUUGCCAUCUUAAUUCUUCCCUGUUGCUUCCUGCUCCCAACUCGGCCGGUUUCCUUCCUUCUUUCCUACGAGUACUCCUAUAUCUAUCUAUAAAUAAACGUGGCAGGCAGCGCGCGCAAGAUUCAGGAUCAAGUUCAGAGCAAGCAACAAACACGAUCAUCCAUAUACUAGUAUGGCCGCCGCUAGGAUCGUCGCCUCCCGCUGCUUCGCCUUCGCCGACGAGCCCGCGCCCCCGGAGACGCUGAACGUGGUGUGCAGGCAGCGCCAACUCCUGCGCCGCGCUCUGCCUCGACCCCAUCGCCGAGGAGACCGACGACACGGGCGCCACCUGCGUCUCCUCGUCGCCUUGCCCUUUCGCGGCCGGCAGGUCCUGGGCCUCCAGCUCCGCCGCCCUGAUUUGGGUUGCUUUGGGGAUAUAUACUCCUACAGUAGUAUGAUUAAUACUCCUACACUAAGCUAGUAUGAUUACUAGCUUAGUAUCAUACUAGCUUAGUAUGAGGGAUGGAUGGCUCAGCUCUUUUUAUGUAUGUAUUCCGCUCGCUGAGAUGUAAGCAAUAUGUUUUUUGAUGGUUAUGUAAGCAAUCUGUUGAUGUUCAUCUGCGUGCAACCUGAUAUGGAAUUUGUCUGUAUAAUUGCAUCUGUGUCUCUGCUAUUUCUAUGUACUCCUAUGUUCACUACGUCGACUGCUAAUUGCAUCUGCACUUGAGCAAAUCAAGCUUUUUCUUUUUUGUUUUCCCACUGUCCAAGGCCUGCCUCCCAAAUGAGGGAAAUCCAACUCGGCCUCCGAUCUCCUCGUUCGUUCGUGUUCCCCGGCCUGCCUCCCAAAUGAGGGAAAUCCCCCCCUCAAACUUGCUCUAACCCCGCCCAAAACCUAGCAUAAACUUCUUCUCUUUUGUUUGUUUCAUUCAUUUGAAAAAUCAACCCUAGCAUAAACGGAACUGGAGGGAUGGUAAAGAAGGCCUCCGCCGCCCCCGCCGACGCCGAGGCCGACGAGCGCCGCCGCCUCCGCACGCUCGCCUUCUCCAACGGCCUCCUCCAGCGCGGCGACCCGCCGGCGCCACGGGCGCCACUCGCGCCGUCGGCUGCCGUCGCGCGCCUGCAGGGCCGCGACAUCGUGCGCCGCGGCGGCCAGCGUAAGAGCCGCUUCCUCUUCUCUUUCCCUGGCCUCCUCGCGCCUGUCGCCUCGGGCGGCCGCGUCGGCGAGCUCGCCGACCUCGGGACCAAGAACCCGGUGCUCUACCUAGAGUUCCCCCAGGGAAGGAUGAAGCUCUUCGGGACGCACGUCUACCCCAAGAACAAGUACCUCACGCUGCAGAUGACAAGAUCGGCCAAGGGUGUAGUCUGUGAGGACGUCUUCGAGAGCCUGAUUGUAUUUUCUGAAGCCUGGUGGGUUGGGACAAAAGAAGAUAACCCAGAAGAACUGAAACUUGAGUUUCCGAAAGAAUUCCAAAAUGAUGGUGUAGCAGCAGAAUGUGAUUUCAGAGGUGGAGCAGGUGCUGCCAUCGAUGAAGCAACUGCAUAUAAAGCUGGAAAGGAAAUCGCAGAACCCCGUUCCCCCAAUUUUGAAUCUGAUGGCGAUGCUUCUGACGAUUCAGAUCAAAAGGAUGGGAAUGGCACACAAUCUACAAGUGGAGCACCUUCAGUUAGACAGUCUGCUAGAAAUGCAGGGAAAGCCUUGAAAAAGUACACAGAUUUAUCUUCUGGUGGUGAUUCAUCUAACAGUGACAAUGAAGCUGAGGUACCUGAGGACUUGGAUGAGAAGGAGAUGGAGAGUUCAUCUGUUAAGAACGAAAGCCAAAGAGAAGACAUCAAACCUGCAGAUUUUUCAGCAAUGCCUAUCACUAGCAAGGAGCCUCUUGUUCAGGCUACUCUGUCUAGUAUGUUUAAAAAGGCCGAAGAGAAAAAGAGGUCCACAAGAAGUCCUAAAGGAUCCCCUGCAGCAAAAGGUCCUGCUGCUAAGAAGCAGCGAGCAAGUCCAAUGGCAAAACAGCCAGCAGGGAUUAAGAAAGCCAGCAGAGCUUGGAGAAAGCAAACACCAAAGGUGGAAGAUGAUGGAAUCGAAGAGCUUUCAAGUUCUUCCCAGGAUAAUGCUGUGGAUGAUGAUAGUGACGAGGACUGGGCUGAGUGAUGCUCUUUUAUGUGCACCGCAUAUUCACAUGCAUGGGUUGGUAAUCAGUGAAGAAUGCAGAAUGUAUGCAUGGUUGGAAGGAGGAGGGAUGUGAUUGGGAGGCACAAAACGCUGUAUCUUCAUCCAUUGACCUUAUCUGACGACUGAUAUAUAGUGUUGAUACUGUGCUGUUCUAUUUGUAAUUUGCAUGACAGAAGUUUGAGUUUAUGAAAUUGAUUAUAUAGUUACCGAUGC